AAAUGGAAGCACUCUAGAUCUGGAAGUGGACAUGCAGCCCAAAAUGAGACCCAUUCCCCAAGUCUAGGGAUGAGAAAUGAACAUCACACCCCCACCACUAGUGCGGUUGAUUAUCAGCAUUUUGAUGUUGGCAUUGGACAAGUAUCCAUCGAUUAUCCUCAGUUAGCCUUUCAUCCGCAGGCCUUCUUUGCCAUGGGUUCACCCAUAGGAAUGUUUUUAACCGUCAGAGGUCUGAAGAGGAUAGAUCCUAAUUACAGCUUCCCAACCUGCAAGAGUUUCUACAACAUCUUCCAUCCAUUUGACCCAGUGGCGUAUCGAAUUGAGCCCAUAAUUUUGUCUCAAGACAUGGACUUGCCUCCCAUGUUGAUACCCCAUCAUAAAGGCAGAAAAAGGAU
Messenger RNA from Sinocyclocheilus grahami, 395 nucleotides. Its product is annotated as phospholipase DDHD2-like. The transcript is spliced from 4 exons. Gene Ontology annotation, molecular function: glycerophospholipase activity; triacylglycerol lipase activity; metal ion binding. Lineage: Eukaryota; Metazoa; Chordata; Actinopteri; Cypriniformes; Cyprinidae. Gene Ontology annotation, cellular component: COPII-coated ER to Golgi transport vesicle; cytoplasm. The annotation marks the transcript as partial. The record is from RefSeq and is a predicted model, not a curated record.